CACAAUUUUCGUGCUUCGGUAGCAUUUUGCAGUAAAUUUGCACACACCAUGAGUGAUCAAACAAAUUUAUUAUUCCACAUAGUUUACAAUGAGCAGGAGUGUUCUUUCCAACUUUUUAAAUAUAAGACCGUCACUGACUUAAAAAACGAAAUUUUUAAAAAAUUUGGAAUUGCUCCAUACAAACAAGUAAUUGAAUGUUGGCAUGAGCCCCCGAGUACCGAUGCCAAUACUUUAAUAACAUGUUGUUUGCUGAACGACUGCAAUUUCUUGGUAGUUUACAACAUUGAAGACAAUUUUCAAGACAAUUAUGUCUCAUCUGAAAUAAAUUUGCCUUCUCAAGCUAACGACAGCAGCCGUUCUAUCUCUGAAGAAACAGAAACUUCUUCAAUAUUAAGUUUCAUUCAAUAUUUUUCUUCGCAUUUCACUACCAGAGGAAUCACUUUUCGCAUAUCUUGCUUGGAUGAUGCGUUUGAGCAAGCUUUUAGUAGGAAAGAAAUCCUUCUUUUAUAUUUGCACAAUAGAAGUGAUCCAUUUGCCCAAAUAUUUUGCGAACAACUGACAAAACCUGAUGUUCAAAGGAUACUCAGUAACAAAUUCUAUUUACUGUGUUGGGAUAUUGAUAAUAAUAACUACAAAAAUAUUCUUAUUGAAGCAUUGCACAAACACGAGGAAUUAAGUUCUUUUGACAAUUUUAUUGAACUGAAAAUAUGUUCUGUUUUAUUGGUGGCACCCGUUGGAGAUACGUUUACAAUAAUCAGCAUCAUGAAGGAAACUUUGUCGCCACAAGAAAUUUUAAGCACAUUGCAAAACGCCGAAUCUUUUGUAAAUAAUGUGAAUACUACACAGGAAACAUUGUCGAAUAAUCAAGAAAACACGGGAGGCAGUAACGGAGGCUCGAGUAACGCUCAAGAAGACCCAAGACACGCAUUGGGAUCUAAAGAAUAUCAACAGCUCAUGUUAGACAUGCUGGGAGACCGGGACUACGACAGUUUCGAUUACUACGAAUUUGAGUACUUAAAAGAAAAAAUCGGUUACGCCUUGAACGGACCACCAAAAAAAGAAGAAGGUUACGAAGAAAAAGAAAAGGAAAAAAUCGGGUUUCUUUUUAAGAAAAUACUAAACGAAAGCAACCUCAUCGCAAAAUGGCAAGACCGAGUAAUAAUAUCUUUCAUUUACGUGUGUACGGAACCUCUUCCCGAAGAAAAAGCACAACGCGCCAAAAAAUAUUCAGACUACGACCCUUACACCGAUUUAACUCCGUUCCCAGUUUUUGUGUUACGAAAAUGCAAGAACUGCAAAAAUCCAUGCCGCAUUUUUAUCGAUGAUGUUGGGCGCGUCUACGAUAGUUGGAAUGGAUAUUUAGCGAAUAAUAAAUUACCAAAGUGCCGAAUGAUCUUCCCUAAAAACGGACGUUAUGAAGCUGACGGAAACGGGGAUGUUAUCCUUGGUGAGCAAAUGUCACCGGUUUGUGGUGUCCAAAACAGGAUAUUGGAAGGAGCUGAUAUCGCUAGCGCUGUCGGAGGUAUCGCUUCAGGAGGUGUAAUGGUCGCUGCUACGUCCAUUUCCGCCGUCGCUACGGCACCUCUUGUUCUUCCCCUUGCAGGUGCUGCGGGACUGGCGGUAGGAGCGUAUUCCUUAGGUAGAAGUGCUUACGCUCUCUACGACAGACAUGUACACAAAGAGAGUUUGAGUUUCUUCGAGUCACCUGAAGCUCGUGGUGCGUACAUCAAUAUUGUUGCUGGAUCUUUGGGUUUCGCAGGUGCGGGAGCUAAUGUUGCCGUAUCAGCAUUAGCAGCCGAAGGAUAUACGAUUGGAACAGGAGCCAGAGCGGCAGUGAACACCCUUAACAUCGUGAACCUAGGUGCGGGUGGCGCUGGAGUCGUCAACGCCAGUUACGAUGUUAUUAGAAAUUGGUGGUAUGAAAAUCAACCACCCUCACUUUUGACCAUAGUUCAACUGAGUUCUUCUGUUCUCUUCUUUGGCCACGCCGUGUACAACUACAGGUCUGUUAACACGGUAAUAGAAGAAUCUCAGGUAAACACUUUGAGAGAUUAUCAAGAUUCCUUACGCAGCAACAGACAUAGAAAAACAUUAACGAAACUUGUAAAAGAAACAAUUCGUCAAAACGAUGGAAACGUUCAAAGAGGUCGAGCCGAAGUCAUAUCAACAAUUAAAAACAUACAGAACAAGGACGAGGUCUUUGCUACGUUAACUCGUAGCAACAGAGCGAUGAAUAGAAACAACGUGAGAUUUGCAGCUAGCGAUGGGGGGAUCACAUUAAACGGUGUUCAUGUUGACAUGACACACUUCACUAAUAUGGAAAAGAAUGAAGUGAUUACAUUUUUAACAAAGUUGCCCAACCAGCCAAAACCGGCAGACUCUGACAUCAGAAACAUGAGUACCACUGUUAAAAACUCCUUCCAAGGCGUCGGCGCAUCAGAAAUUUUCAAUUUAUCGAUUGGUCUUGUCAAACUUUUCGGUUCAACCGAACUGACAAUUAAAGAAAAAAUUAUCAGUGCUGUUUCCGAACUCAUAAAAGCCUUAAUAGGAAACCCAGAAGGCUACAUGGACACGUUAGACAGAAUUUUUCCAAAUCAUCACAAGUACUUCCGUUUAGUAGGAAUGGUAAAUAGCUUUUUUCAACAAUUGAUCAACGAAGAAGAGCAAAAGUACACAAAAUGGUUCCAGACACGAAACCCUGAUGAUGAAAAACCGUACUUUUUUGGAUUUUUGUCAUUAGAUGCCGCUAAAAGAGUGACUGAGAUUUUCAAUAUCGUAACGAAAGCAUAUUUCAUAGGGACACAUCUUACACAAUUUGGACUUGAAAAAUUACUUGAGUAUUUUUAUACGUGGUUCACCCGUCAAGUUUAUUCCUUUGAAGAAAGAGAACAACGAAGACAACGGAGAACCGAACAUGGUCGAUCUACUUCUAAAUAUAACUGUACUAUGUGUGGUGGUUAUUACUAUGCCCGACGUGAAUAAGGGUUUUUUUCACAAAAUGUAUGGAAUAUUGUUUUGUGUAAUUAAUUAAACGAUUAAACUACUUUAGAACCA
Zophobas morio is the source of this 3054-nucleotide messenger RNA. RefSeq lists its product as uncharacterized. The coding region runs from base 49 to 2982 and encodes 977 amino acids. The record is from RefSeq and is a predicted model, not a curated record. The transcript is spliced from 9 exons. Lineage: Eukaryota; Metazoa; Arthropoda; Insecta; Coleoptera; Tenebrionidae.